GGUGAGGGAAACACGCCGGGUCGUAGCACACAGUUCACACACACGCGAGCGCAGCGGAACGGACACUUGCCGGCCGGCGACUUGGGGAAACAUGUCUGCUGAAAAAGAGGCGAUGUCAGGCGAGAAGGACAGGAUGCUGGACGAGAAGGACAAGACGACGACGGAGCGCCUGGUGGCCUACCGGCGGAAGCGAUCCGAGCGGAAAAGGAAGAAGGCGACGGCGGCGGCGGCGGAGAAGCAGAGGAUCGCCGCCGAAGAGCGCCGGGCGCCGCGGCUGGUGGCGCCCGAUGGCGGCUGGGGCUGGGUCGUCGUGCUCGGAGUCAGCGUCGUCAACCUGGCGACGCGCUCCAUCGAGCCGUCCUUCGGGCUGCUAUUCGGCGACGAGCUCCGGGAGUUGGGCGUCGAGACGACGGGCGCCUCCGUCAUCAUGAGCGCCUACGACGCCACCAUCAACUUCUCUGGCUUGUUCGUGGGCCCGCUGAUCAAGAUGUACUCGUACCGCAAGGUGGCGCUCGUGGGCUGCGUGCUGAGCGCCGUGGGGCUCAUCCUGACCGCGCCCGCCAACAGCAUGGCGCACAUCCUCGCCACCUACUCCAUCGUGGGAGGACUGGGCGUGGGCUUCGCGUGGUCGUCGACGUUCGUGUCGCUCAACUACUACUUCAGCAAGUACCGCGGCCAGGCGAUCGGGCUGUCGAUGGCGGGCACGGCGGUGGGCAUGAUGCUGAUGCCGCAGGCGGUGCAGCUGCUGCUGGCCGAGUUCCAGUUCCGCGGGGCCGUGCUCGUGCUGGGCGGCAUCGCGCUGCACUCGGUGGCCGGCGCCGCCCUGCUGCAGCCCGUGCGCUGGCACCUGCGGCCCGCCGCCCACCCGCCACCCCUGGCGCUGCCGGCCGCCGCCGCCGCCGCCGUCGACGUCGAGAAGGGCGCAGUGCCCACCGCCAUCGUCGUCACCAGGGUCCCGCAGGACAAGAAGAAGGAGGAGGUGCAGACGGCGUUGCUUUCGGCGCCCAAGAUCGAGGUGACGUCGGAGGCGGACGAGAAGCUGGCGCGUGCCGUGGCGGCGGUCGUGGCUGCUGGGGGCACGGUGAGGCCGCGGUCACAGAUGCCGCGCAUCACCUCGCUCACCAACAUGGAGGCGGCGCGAAAGCGCAAGGCCUCCAUCAUCUCCAACAUCUCCAGCAUGGACUUUCACGGCAGCUCCCUGCACAUACACACGCCUCUUGAAAGUGAAGAUGAAGAUGAAGAUGAUUAUAUUACUUUUAAGCCCAAAGUUGAAACUCAAACAAAUAAACAGAAUGAUAUAAACAAGAAUAUAAAGGAAGCAACAAAACCCAAAGUGAUCAAGGCAGCUAAGAAAAGAAGUUACUGGAGGAGAGUUAUAAAUUUUAUGGACUUAGAUCUUCUAAAAGAUCCAAUAUUCCUGAACAUUUUGUUUGGAUUGUCUAUAUUUUAUGUGGCUGAACUGAACUUUAAAAUGAUUGUGCCAUUUUUCCUUGCAAAUCUUGGAUAUUCCAAAUCAGAUACAGCAUUCUAUUUAUCAAUGACAGCUGUGGCAGAUAUAUUUGCACGUGUGGUUCUCCCACCAAUAUGUGACCGGAUUAAAGUACAGAGACGAAGUGUCUUUAUGAUUGCAACUGUUUUCCUUGGACUUGCAAGAUCUGCACUAGCAGAGCAAACAGAGUAUGCUCCUUUAAUGGUGGCACUAGUAAUGAAUGGAUUUUUGCGAGGAGCAGCUCUCAUCAACUUCAACUUGACUAUUUCAGAGUAUUGCAGCCUGGAGAAAUUACCAGCAGGUUUUGGUCUUCAUAUGGUUGGAAAAGGAAUAUUUAUUGUUGCUCUUGGUCCAGUUCUGGGUGUUAUUCGAGAUGUAACAGGAAGCUACCCACUGUGUAUACAUGCGCAAACAGUCUGUGUCUUCCUGUGCAUAAUUGCUUGGGGGAUUGAAUAUAUAGUUGUAUAUCUUCAUUCGAAAACCAAGAAAAAUGAAGAGCCUCAGGUAGCAGAAACGUAACAUAUGAAGGAAAUGUUGCACAAACCAAAAGAGCCUUAGUUGCUCUCAAUUUGCAAUAGUAAAAUAUUUCUCAAAUUGGCAAGGUUUAUUGAAAAUCUUGUGAGAAAUGUAGAUGAGAUGAAGAAAUAUGAUGGUAGGACAAUGUAUGUAAGAUUUAUUUGCAGUAGUGAAAGAGAUGAGGUCAGAUGAUGUUAUAAGAAAGAAAGCUGAAAAAGUACUGAGAAAAGCUUGACAGCAUUGGUCUAAAUGUGUUCCUACCAGACUGUAUAUCUUUCAGUAGGUGAAAAUGAUUUGUUUUAUUUAAAAUGUGUUAAAUGAGUUUACAUUUUAAUUCAUGAAUGUAAUUUGAGACAAGAGUGAUAUGUAUUUUAAAGUGGAAGUGAAUGGUUGGGCUAAGAUUUCUUGUGAGAUGAAUGAAUUCCAUACUGAUGAGAGGAUGAUAUUUCAGUAUUCCUUGAUGUAAUGAAAGUACAAUUACUGUGAAGACUGUUAUUAGGCAUUUUAAAGACAAUAGAGGUGAUUGUUUGUGGAAUUAUCUCAUACAAGAGAUGUCUUCAUGUGUUGAUGUGUUGUGAUAAUCCUAUGAGCUAUUAUGUUCAUAAUACUUGUUCAUUUUUACUUCUGCUGUUGUUUAUACAAAACUCAGUUAUAAUGAAACUGUAUGUACUCAGUUUUAACAUAAGAAGGUUGACUCCAGAAAAUUAUUUACGCCAAAAUCUACUUCCAGUUUCCAGAAUUUUGGUUUUAAUCAUUUUACUGCUCAACAGUGAAGCUUCUAUCAUAUGAUGGUUGAUUGCUUUGAGAAGUCAUAUUAUUAGCUUUUGAAACUGUUUAUGAACUCCAUGCCUGUCAUGGUGGCACUGAACAAAGUAACAGCUGUAUUUUUUACUCUAUAAUAAUGAAAAAUUUUAUGUACUUAUUUUUUUAUGCUCAACUCUCAGGAUUUAAGUGCAUUGUCACAAAACUUGUAUGAAUGUGUAACAUAAUUAAUUGUGUGAUAUAAGAGAUGUUAAGACCAAACUUUCCCAGAUUUAACUACAGUUGCAGACUGUCAUGUUCCAUUUUAUGAACACUGUUAUAGCUCUUUUUAAUAAAUUAAACUGUUGCUAUUCUUGAGAAUGGUAUACAGGCACAAUUUACAUGUGGUGAACUGAAGACAUUGGUGAAGGAAGGAUGAUCAUUAUUGGAGUACUUAUAAAAAUAUUUUUCAAUGAAAUAUUUUUGUAAUCAUAUAUGCAACUGAUUGCAUUACGUUAAUGUUUUGUAAAAUGCAACAAAUAAAAUAAACUGGAUGUAAAAUGCAGGAUCAAAUACCUAAAAAUCUUAUUUAACAUUCCACACAUUGGUUCACAAGUAUAGCCUUUUUUGUUAAUGUGUUAUUUAUAGAUGACAAGAAAAAAAUAACUGGUUAGUAAAAUUUUAGAAGUAAAUGUUUGAUUCAUAAAUGUUUUGUGCAGUUAAUUACAACAGAUUGAAGUAUAGUU
This is a messenger RNA of Schistocerca nitens (vagrant locust), 3492 nucleotides long. RefSeq lists its product as uncharacterized. Gene Ontology annotation, biological process: transmembrane transport; monocarboxylic acid transport. The transcript is spliced from 9 exons. Gene Ontology annotation, molecular function: monocarboxylic acid transmembrane transporter activity. The record is from RefSeq and is a predicted model, not a curated record. NCBI's taxonomy places the organism in Eukaryota, Metazoa, Arthropoda, Insecta, Orthoptera, Acrididae. Bases 92 to 2008 code for a protein of 638 amino acids.